Vespa velutina is the source of this 3028-nucleotide messenger RNA. RefSeq lists its product as uncharacterized. Lineage: Eukaryota; Metazoa; Arthropoda; Insecta; Hymenoptera; Vespidae. The transcript has 4 exons. The coding region runs from base 1765 to 2598 and encodes 277 amino acids. The record is from RefSeq and is a predicted model, not a curated record.
GAUGGUGAAAAUCAAUUAUAUAUUCCAAUCUUCACAUUGCUGAAAACAAUAUUAUUUAAAAAAAUACAUUAUUUGUAAAUAUAAUUAGUAGAAUAAUAAAUUGUCUUACUUCUUUGCCCUUUCCUAUUAAACAGGUAAUUAGAUUUUGUGAAUAUUCACAUUUUUCCAUUCUAUUCGCAGAAUUAAGAAAAUAGAAACAUUUUAUAAUGGAUUCUUCUAUAAAGUCACGUAAUUCUGGAUCCUGGAUUUUUUCUGUCAUUACUCGUAUCAUAGAUUCUCGUAUUGGAAAGCCUCUUUGAUCAACCUUAAUAAAUAAUUUAAAUCAGUUGUAGAACAUAUAAUCUCGGUAUUAAUAUUAAUUAAUACUUACGACAUUUAAUUCGUUGAAAAAACAUUGAAUAACACACUAUAAUAUUAGAUAAAAUAAAAAAUUAAUAUAUAAUAUUAGUAUACUAUAGUGAGAUAACUAUGUCAUAAAAAAAAUUAUUAAUAUUAUUUUUCUUUAUGUCCUACAGAGUCAUUUUGUUUUUGGUUGUGAUUCUCUUGAUAAUUGUGAUUACUUCCAGCAUUUUUCAUAUUUUCCCAGUUAGAAUUUGUCAUUCCCCAAUUAUUUGUAUCAUAGUAACCUUCUACAUUUUUCAAUCUAUCAUUGGCAUUAUUAGAACCAAAAGACAGUGGACUAUCAUUUCUUGUAGAUUGACCAGCUCUAUUGUUUCUGAUAAAAGAAAAACAAUAUAAUUUUAAAAUGAUUCAUAUAGACAGUAUUCAUUUUUGAAUUCAUUACCUAUUAUUUUGCUCAUUUAAAAAAUUAUUAGUAUAAUAUCUACUAUUAUUUUUUACAAGAAACUUGUUAUCAAAACUAUUUUCAUUUGAGUCAGAAGAAUCUUCUGAUUCAUUAUUUUCAUUUGAAGAAGAAUCAGUAUCAUAAUUAUUAUGUCCUAAAUUUCGUUUUUUACAAUUUUUUAAGAUUUUUUCAAAUCGAUUAGUUUGUUGAUUAAUUGCCUGACAUCUUAGUGCCUACAAAAUAUAAAAUAAAAUAGAAUCGAAAUUAAUUUUUUUAAAUAUUGAAAUUAAUUUUUUUUUCAAUUUUUAUAAAUAUUUCUAUAUUAGAAGUUUGUAAAAAAUUAUUAACUUACUACACAAAGAUGAAGACAUGAUAUCAAAAUAAGAACAAAUAGAACUGUAAAAUAAGACUUCAUUUUGCCAUCUACUGAUUAAAGUGCCUUUGUGACCCAUAAUAUAUAUUCUAAUCUAUAAAACUCCUUACAUAAACAGUCAGUUUCAAUUAUAAUGUUAUUUGAACUUAUAUGAAAGAUUAAUGAGAUUGUUUCUAUUUUAAUUGACAUUUCCUUAUCCUAUCUAGUAAUAUACAAUACUACGGAGAUAUGGCUCAUUUAAUUCUUCCUGUUAUGAAGUCUAUUUGCUACUAAUAUCAAUAAAUAUGUAAUUGCCACUAAAUAAAAUACAUGUAUUUUAUAAAUAUUAUUAUAUAUAAUACUUGUAGUUGAUUAUUAUUAUAUUUAAUAUUAUUAUAUUUAAUACUUUUAUAAUGGAUCUUAUGUAAGUUAAAAAUGAAAAUAUUGGAAUAGGAAUUGAAAUAAUAUUAUACUUUUUAAGAUAAUGAUUACAUAAAGUAAGGAAUGUUAAUAUGUUUGUAUGCUUGCAGGAAUACUUGGUGGGGAUAUUGGAAAGUUCCAGGUUUAUCUAAAUAUGCUUCAUAGAAUAAAGAGUUGCAGUUCAGUUUGUGCUUUCUUUUGAGAAACAAUGUGCAGCAUAAUAUGGAUUUUGAUUGGAAUUGUUUUAAUUUGUUCAUUUCCUUCACAAAUACACAGCAGUAUUUAUGAUGAUAAAAUUAACUUACAAAUAAAAGAUAAUUUACAAAAUAUAGCAAAGAAGCAUUCAAAUGAUAUUAAAACUGUGAAAGUAUCAAAACUUAAAUAUAUAUUAAGAAAUACAACAAAUAAAUGUGGACUUGAAAAGACAUGCAGUAACGUAGAAAAAAAUCUUAAAAACAAUUCUGAUAAUUAUAAUAAUAAAAAAAUAAUAAUAAAUUUAGUUUCACCAUUAACAACAAGUAAAGAUUAUUAUACUUAUUUUAAUAGAAGAAAAAAAGAACUAAAACAUAAAAGUGUACAAGAAGAUAUGAAUCAACAUAAUGUACAAAAUUAUAAAUAUGAAAAACAGAACACAUCUAUAAAUCAUACAAAUCCUACAAUUGAAAGUAAUCAUCUAUCUUACAUACGCGACCACGCGCCAGACGUAACAAAGAAAGCUUCACAAAAUCAAAUUGGAUAUAAUAAAAACUACAAGAAAAAGUCUUCUACAAACGUAUCGCAAAUUUCACCUGAUGGAGAUAGAGUAGAAUUUCAAAUACAGGGCCAUGAAGGUCCAAAAACAUACAUCUUUGGGUUUGAUACUGGAGUUGGAAAAAACAGACAAUACAGACUAGAGGAACGUUUCAAUGAUGGUACAGUAAAAGGCCAUUAUGGUUAUUAUGAUGCUAGAGGAAAAUUACGAACUGUUAAAUAUAUUGCUAAACCUAUCGAAGGUUAUCAAGAGAAGCAUCAUGAAACAACUAUUCAUGGAGUUGAACAUUGAAUAUCACUUACUAACAACGUGAGGUUAAAACGUUUAUUAACAAUAACAAUUAGUGUAUACAAAAAAAAAUUAACACAAAAAGAUAUAAAUCUUGCCAAGAUAGAUACAUAUGAAUAUAUUAAUAAUUCUAAUCUAUAUCGAACAUAUUUAAGAUUCAUUGCAAAAAAACAUAAGAUUAUAUUUUAUAAGCCCCUUUUAUGUAUUGAUCUUUAACAUGUUCACUGAUGAUUUAUAAAAUAAUAAUUUUUGACACUUUUGUAAUAUAUAUAUUAAUGGUCUAUGUAUAGUAAAACUAGACUUUAUUUUAUCUUUUUUACAUCAGCAGCCCCAUAAGAUGAACUGUUACUUAUCUCAGACAUUUGAAUUGUUUUGUACAUUAGCAGAUAAACUAAAACAAAAAUAAAAUAAAAAUUAAUUAUAAAACAGGUAA